Messenger RNA from Penicillium vulpinum, 2205 nucleotides. Its product is annotated as DUF726 domain protein. Lineage: Eukaryota; Fungi; Ascomycota; Eurotiomycetes; Eurotiales; Aspergillaceae. The record is from RefSeq and is a predicted model, not a curated record. The transcript has a single exon. Bases 1 to 2205 code for a protein of 734 amino acids.
AUGUUCAAAAAUUUCAGAGAAAAACAUGGAGGGUUCUUUGAAUCUAAACAAUCCAAUGCUUCAGAAAGCGAUCGUGGUCAAGAUCUAUCAUCAAUCUUGGACCGGUCGCAGCGAGGUGAUUUGACUGUCCUUGUCGCUGAGGUAGCUGAGUCAAUGCGGGUUCGUAUUUUGGAGCUUUAUGAGCAUACAAACCCAAAAGAUGACUCCCCCAAUCGUCGCUCCAGUCUACAUCCAUCUCCAGAGGCGGACCACGAUGAAGAUACGCCACCCUUGCCCCUAAGACCACAAGGCAACGGGGCUGCAGGAAUCCGCGGAAAUCCGCGGCGGGGCUCUCCAAGGAAGCAGCUGAGCCCUCAAACAAAAAUCACUGUGCUGUCCGCUUUCGAAGAUUGGAGGGAUUCUGUCCUUUUGCGGGUUGGUGCAGUCGUCAAUAAAGAUGACGACGACCAGGGGGGAAAGGAAGGCCAGGAAGAGCUGCAGGACGCUGCCAAGUCUGAUGAUCUCCCACUGGACGAGGAUAAAGAUAGAAUCGCCAAAUUACAAGAAAUAUACCACCCCGUGGAAACACCCUUGGCUGAACUUCCUAGAGCAACAAGGCUGCUUAUCCUCCACUCGCUUCUCCUUUUAAUGCUCAGCCUAGAGCACUACAGUGCUUACUCAAGAGUUUUGAUGUUGAAUGUUACGUCCAGUCUGAACAUAGAUAUCAACGUGCUCAAUCAAGACGAAGUCAGUGUCGCCCGCGGAUUGCUACAGACAGCUUUGGCGCUCUCGGCAGACCAAGAUACUAAAGAGCAACCAAAGAGAAAUGAUGACAUGCGAAAAUGGAAAGUUGGCCUCGCAUCUGUGGCUGGAGCCGCUUUGAUUGGCCUUACUGGCGGACUCGCAGCUCCUUUGGUAGCGGCGGGUCUAGGGACUGUCAUGGGCGGAUUAGGCCUUGGCGCUACCGCUGCUGCUGGGCUCCUGGGUACUUUGGCUGGGAGUAGCGUUGUUGUCGGUGGUCUGUUUGGCGCUUAUGGCGGGCGUAUGACUGGUCGCAUGAUGGAGAAGUACGCUCGUGAAGUGGAUGACUUUGCAUUCAUCCCGAUCCGAGGAGAACGCCGCCGGAACGUGAAAGUGAAGGAGUCUGCUCAAGAGAACGAGUCUGUUAAAGAGAAGGAGUCUGCUAAACAAGAUCGUCGUUUAAGAGUUACAAUUGGUGUCACUGGUUGGGUCAAGGAGGAGUCAAAUUUCGUGAUCCCAUGGCGGGUGAUUGGUGCCGACACUGAAGUGUUCGGUCUUCGCUGGGAGAUGGAGCCUUUGAUGAACUUGGGCAAUGCAAUCUCGGCUCUUGUGACUAGUGCAGCAUGGUCGGUUGCCGGUCGUGAAGUCUUGGCUCGUACUUUCUUCCACACGAUCAUGAGCGCGGUGAUGCUUCCCCUUGGUCUCAUGAAAGUUGCUGGCGUCGUUGACAACCCGUUCAGCGUGGCCAAAGCUCGCGCUGACAAAGCAGGCGAGGUUCUCGCCGAUGCCUUGAUCAACAAAGCCCAGGGAGAACGACCCGUGACCUUAAUUGGGUAUUCUCUGGGAUCUCGGCUGAUUUUCUCCUGCCUCCAAAGUCUGGAAAGAAGAAAAGCUUACGGCCUGAUCGAGACGGUCAUUAUGAUGGGUUCACCUACCCCUUCAGACACGGAGGGCUGGCAAAAGAUUCGCAGUGUCGUGAGCGGACGUGUUGUGAACGUGUUCUCUGAGAAUGACUCCGUUCUCGCGUUCCUUUACCGAACGAGCAGCCUUCAACUCGGUGUUGCCGGAUUGCAGCCAGUUGAAGGUGUUCCAGGCGUUGAGAAUCUGAACGUAAGCGAAAUGAUCAGCGGUCACUUGCGGUACCAGUUUCUGCUCGGCAGAAUCCUUGCCCUUACCGGGCUUCAGGACCUUGAUCCCAGUGAGAUCGAACGCGAGGAGGCUGCUCUCGCCUCCGAGGACGAGCGACUGGAGAAGGAGCGGCUGGAGAAUGAGCGCGAGGCUGGUGUUAAAGACCGGGAAUCAUCUGCUGCUCGUGAUACCCUCAACAGCCACGAGGGCUUUAAGGAAGAUGCGCGGUUGCAGAAGAAGGUCGAGAUGCGGACUCAGGAGAACAUGACGGCCCACCGGAUUGAAAUGCUUGAUAUGGACGACGAUGAUAGUUCCGCGCCUUUGUUUGCAGAUCCCUCGAAGCAUUCUACCCUCUAA